GUGCGAUGAGCUACAUUGUGAUGCUGAGUAAAGUGCGAGUGUGCAAAAUGCCGGUGGCAUAUUACAUACAAUGAUAUAGAGAUGAGUAAAAACUUAAGAGCGCACGCAGUAGAUAAUAUAAAAUGCUUUGCACAAGUGUGUGUGAUAUGCUGUGUUAUUAUAGCAACAGUUUUUUUUUUGGCGCCUGAACGUUUUUGACAAACGGAGCAGAAGUCAAUCCGUUCACAGCACAAACAAAGAGCGCAACACAUAAGAUAUAGCAUAUACAUACGUUUAUCGAUUGUCUGCGCGCAAAAUGUCCGAUAGCAUGAGUCUAAUGUUUUACGGUAUUGGCCGUACAGCGGAGAAGUCCAAUGGCACCAAAGUGUCCAAAGCGAGCAAUGUUGGUAAAUUUCAAGUAAAAAAACGUGCACAAUACGAAAAUGAGGUUAUCAAAUGCGAAUCAAAACUCGAAGCCAUUCCAAUAUCGUACGGUGAUCGUUUCAUACCACGCAGAUAUUUUCGCAAACAAACGCCAAGUUUGUCAACAAAAGCGGUCGACGAAAAUGAGAAUGACAUUUUUGUCAUUCAUAAAAAACCGUUUUACUGGCGACUACACAAUUAUCAGCUUCAACUUGGGAUGCAACUUGGGUUAAGUGAUAGUGGUCGAUUACUCAAUUUUUUUGAUGCAACCACGCAGCAGGCCUGUGAUCGUACAUUCAAUAUGAAUCCACUGAAAACGGAAUAUUCAAUUCCGAGCAAAAGCACCGAAGCAUUAGAUUGGCCAUGUAAACCACGCGCUAAACCACUGUCGUACAACGAUUCAACGCAUGAUAUGCCCGGAUUCGAUGAUUAUAUGAACGGACACAAUAUUAUCGACUGGAGCAGUCAAGGUCAAAUAGCCGCCAGUUUUGAUUCAUCAUUGGUUCUGUGGGGUCCACCGACCGCCUCUGACAAAGAAACAUCGACUGUUUUGUACGAAUUGAAACAUGUCAGAGCGCUCAAGUACAGUCCAGAUGGAAAUCUGUUGGGCCUUGGUGUUAACAACAGUGUUACAACUUCAUUGCUCCAACUGUGGGAUAUCAGCGAUAAAAUGUCGAUUUACACAAAAAAUGCAUGCAUUCUACUAAAGGAAAGGCCAUUAGACAGCAUACGGUGCAUUGAAUGGGAAUCAACGGCGAAGCGUAUCAUUUGCGGUAUGUCAUCCGGUUUGGUGUUUGUGAUCUCGUAUCCCCAAUUGCAAAUUGUGUACCGCUAUGAUGUCCACAGAUCUACAAUAAGCAACAUCAAGUACUCCAUCAAUAAUACGUUCAUCGCGGCUACCGAUUCCACGGGAAACUUAUCGGUAUUACGAAACAAUGCAAAUUUCGAAGUUUAUCUUAAAAACAGGAAAGCACAUUACAUCGCAUGGCAUCCGUGGAUUGAGACCAAUCUGUUGAUUGGCUAUAAGUCACCCGCAUCAAUUCAUCUGUUGGAUUUGAAAACAAAGACAACAAUUGCACACUAUCGACGCACCGACUUGCAGUACUCGCUAUGCGCCAUAUCGAUGAAUCCAUUAUCAGCCGAAUUGGUUGCAUCGUUUUCGCAUCAAGUCAACGAUGUAACACACAGCGAUAUAAUGGUCUUGGCUUCAAUGAACAGGAUAGUGGAUAACAUUUCAGCCCAUCAAGAUUCUGUCUACUACAUUUUAUGGGAUCCGACUGGAACGAAAGUGGCCACUGCUGGUCAGGACGAAUCGCUGAAUAUUUGGCAUUUUUUUGGUAAGUCUCAGAGAAAAGCCGACGAAUUAAGAAAAAUCAAUGACAACAUAAAAAUCCCAAAGAACAGCAAAUUGAACUUGGAUAAUGCAUUCAUAAUGUUUCGCUAGUGGUUUCUCUAUUUUAUUUUGUUAAAAAGAAAGUUAAUUUGUGAUUAAUUAUUAGUUAUUGUAGUUUAAAUUACAGACAAAAAACUUUGUGUCCAUUUAAUUGAUUGAUUAACUUUUGUGAUAUUUUCCUUUUGUUAAAUGUUUUUAUUACUCUGUUUUAAAUAAAUCAAUGUUGUUAGGUUUGUAGAGUUCAAACGCUUUAAAGCGAUAGGAAGCAAAGAAACGACCGAUUUUGGAAAAACUGUCGAUAAAAUCGCUUUUUCAGCGCUUAUGUAGGUAAUAAUGAGAGAAAAUAAGUAAAUAUAGUGCAUGAUCGAAUAAGAUUUGUAAUAUUCGCAUAACAUAGACAUUGUCUCCAGUUUUUCUCCUUAAGUUUUUGUUUAAAAAAAAAAUCAUUUGUUUAUUCAUUGUCUACUCAAAUAAAACUUGAUUUGGAGCAUACAA
Sitodiplosis mosellana (orange wheat blossom midge) is the source of this 2290-nucleotide messenger RNA. RefSeq names its product protein cortex (gene cort). The record is from RefSeq and is a predicted model, not a curated record. Gene Ontology annotation, cellular component: anaphase-promoting complex. Gene Ontology annotation, biological process: positive regulation of ubiquitin protein ligase activity; positive regulation of anaphase-promoting complex-dependent catabolic process; anaphase-promoting complex-dependent catabolic process. Gene Ontology annotation, molecular function: protein binding; anaphase-promoting complex binding; ubiquitin ligase activator activity. The coding region runs from base 296 to 1846 and encodes 516 amino acids. The transcript has 3 exons. Lineage: Eukaryota; Metazoa; Arthropoda; Insecta; Diptera; Cecidomyiidae.